GGGAAGGACAGCGAAGACUGACCUAUACUAAAAUAUAUGCGUACUUACCCAUGGAGCAACGGAAUUUCCAAGGGAUAUCUCCGAUGCGUUGAUCUCGAUUGCGGGUGCGAAACGAGUAAACACGAAAACGACAAUCCCGAUCUCCCUUUCUCUUCUUCGAGCUGUGAGCUGCUGAGAUCCCCGUCCAUGGCGGCCAAGAACCCCUCUUUGUAGCUGCCUCCCGGCUGGAAUUUCUCCCGCUAUUUUAUUGAUGUGCCUCCGCUCCUAAAGAUGCGAUCUUGCUGGAGAAAGGAGCGCUCUUCCUCUUCCUCGGUUCCGUACGUUUAGCGGCGAGGAUGAAGCGGUCUCUGCGCUUGCCCCUUAUCUUUCUGAUCGUCUUCGCCGUGCUCUCCGUUUUCAGCUUCCGGGCGGCGGUCCAGGACGGGUUACGCCGCGAGCGGUCGGCCGAGGCCCCGCCGGCGGCCAACGCUUCUAUUGUCAGGCUGGCGGCGGCGGAGUCUGGGGAUGGGGAGCUGCGCAAGGAUGUGGACGAUCUUCUUGACGGGUCCUUUAUCUCCUCGGCUCGCCGCCGCGGCACCGAGGCACGGCUUGUGAGCCACUCGGACUGGCGGCGCGAGGGCCACAUCGAUGUGCUGCGGCGUCAGGCGAUGCGGUUCCCGCAACGGCUUCGCGCACCUAAAGACUACAUGGCGCUGCCCGACUUCCGCCGCGCCCUCCGCGACUGGUUCCGACGCCGCCGGUUCGAUCCGGGGGUUAUGCACGACCUCGUCGAUCUUGUCAAGCGCCCCAUCGACCGUCACCGCGGCCUCUCGGACACAGGCGGAAUUGAGAAUCGGCGGUACGGCUCCUGCGCCGUGGUCGGCAACAGCGGAAUUCUUCUCAAGAACAGCCAUGGCGGGUUAAUCGACAGCCACGACCUCGUGAUCCGCCUCAACAACGCCCGCGUCAACGGGUACGGCCCACACGUCGGCACAAAGACCGACCUUUCCUUCGUCAACAGCAACAUCCUCCACCUCUGCGCUCGGAGGCAGGGCUGCUUCUGUCACCCUUACGGCGAGACCGUCCCUAUCGUGAUGUACAUCUGCCAAGCCGUCCAUUUCCUCGACUACGCCGUCUGCAACUCGUCCCACAAGGCGCCGCUCCUCGUCACGGACCUUCGAUUCGACAUGCUCUGUUCCCGUAUCGUCAAGUACUACUCUUUGAAGAGGUUCGUGGAGACGACAGGGACGCCGGCGGAGGGGUGGGCGAAGGCCCACAACGAAAAGAUGUUCCAUUACUCAUCGGGAAUGCAGGGGGUGAUGCUUGCAUUGGGGAUCUGCGAUCGGGUCAGCGUUUUCGGGUUCGGGAAGUCGCCGGAGGCAAAGCACCACUACCACACCAACCAGAAGGCAGAGUUAGACUUGCAUGAUUACGCGGCCGAGUAUGCCCUGUAUCGCGACCUGGUUGAGCAGCCGCAGGUAAUUCCAUUCCUCACAGACUCAGGAUUUAAGCUUCCUCCCGUGGUAUUCUACCAAUGAACUCAAAUUGAUACUUGUGAAAGAGCAUGAAGAAGGUAGUUUUAGCAUCCUUAUUUGUUUGCAAGGUAAUUGAAUGAAGAAGGUAGUUUUAUUCAUCCCACGCUCUGAUAAAUACUUGCGAAAGAGCAUGAAGAAGGUAGUUUUAGCAUCCUUAUUUGUUUGCAAGGUAAUUGAAAAGUAUUGUUUGGUUCCCUGAUUCAAAGUUGUGGUUAUUUGAAUGAAAAUUUUGGAAUUUGCUUGUUCAUUUCA
Molecule: messenger RNA, 1766 nt
Organism: Zingiber officinale
Lineage: Eukaryota; Viridiplantae; Streptophyta; Magnoliopsida; Zingiberales; Zingiberaceae
Product: sialyltransferase-like protein 1
Exons: 1
Coding region: 336-1517 (393 amino acids)
Molecular function (GO): sialyltransferase activity
Source: RefSeq, a predicted model, not a curated record